UCAGCCCACACAGUUCAAACUUCUACGGCCACCAUCAAUAAUCAAACACAAUCAAUCUCUCUCUCCUCCUUCAGUACCAUUUCCAACAUUUCUCACAACACUUCCGUUUUCUCUCUCUCCUCUUUCUAACUGUCGGAUUUUCCGUUACCUUCUUCAACUUCAUCAAUGGCGACUUUCAGAGCAAUCGGAGGUAAAUGCAGAGCUUUAAUGGCGGCAGCAAGCUCUUCCGCUACAACUGCCGCUAAAUCUGCUACAGCGAAAAAACCAAAACGCCCAUCUUCUUCUUCUUCUCCUUCCGCUACUCCUCCUCUUAAGGGUUUCUCGAAGCCGAUUCCUGUCUCCCCUAUUCUCAGCGAUUUCAUUGGCUCUCCCGAAGCUUCUCGAACUGCAGCCGUCAAGAAGGUGUGGGAACAUAUCAAGCUCAACAAUCUUCAGAAUCCUGCCAAUAAGAGGGAGAUCAUAUGUGAUGAGAAGUUGAAGGCCUUGUUUAGCGGGAAGGAUAGAGUCGGUUUCUUGGAGAUUGCAAAAUUGCUGUCCCAGCACUUUGUAAAGACUGGCUGACCAUGUCUGUGGAUGAAGGGCAGCUCUUAAAUUUCGAAUAUGCUAGGGUUUUUAGUUCUGGGGUUGAUAUGGGAACCCAGAAAUGUAGGGUUUUGUGCAUGGCUUUAGUUUCCAGUUCGAUGUACUGAAAUUAUGUUAUUUUUGGAUAGAAAGUCUAAUCCUAAUGGAUUGAUUCCGGAAUUGAUUUCGGAAUUGAUUUGUGUGA
Messenger RNA from Beta vulgaris subsp. vulgaris (sugar beet), 766 nucleotides. Its product is annotated as upstream activation factor subunit spp27. The record is from RefSeq and is a predicted model, not a curated record. Gene Ontology annotation, cellular component: nucleus. NCBI's taxonomy places the organism in Eukaryota, Viridiplantae, Streptophyta, Magnoliopsida, Caryophyllales, Amaranthaceae. The coding region runs from base 166 to 561 and encodes 131 amino acids. The transcript has 2 exons.